AAUAGCGAGAUUGUGUGGAGAAUGGUCUAUCUGUCCAGUUAGAGUUUAUCGCAGCUAACUUGAAAUCGUGAACACAAGAAAAGACAACUUGUGUCUGCAUUUUCUUGAUUAUUAUAGAACUGACGUUUUGAUCAAAAGCGCCUGUAAAGGAAAAGUCUGAGACGAUUAUGGCUGCAGCUAAACAAUUUGUUAACUUUAUCAAUAAGACACCAUCACCUUUUCAUGCUGUUGAUGAAAUCAAGAAAAGGCUAUUGACAGCAGGCUUUACAGAAUUGAGAGAAACAGAUCAUUGGAACAUACAACCAUUAAGCAAGUAUUUUGUAACGAGAAAUGAAUCGACUAUAAUUGCGUUUGCUGUUGGUGGUCGUUAUGAACCAGGAAAUGGUUUUACAAUUGUUGGAGCCCAUACGGACAGUCCAUGUUUAAAGGUGAAGCCAGUAUCUGGUAAAAUAAAGAGUGGUUAUUGUAUGGUUGGUGUUGAAUGUUAUGGGGAUAGCAUAUGGAAUACCUGGUUUGAUCGAGAUUUAACAGUUGGAGGUCGGGUCAUGGUUCAGAAUAAAGGUAAGAUAGAACAUCGUUUAGUACAUGUUCAGCGACCGAUAUUACGAAUACCACAUCUGGCUAUACAUCUACAGAAAGAUAUGAAUGAUAGUUUUGGUCCAAAUAAAGAAAAUCAUGUAUGUCCUAUAUUAGCUACAUGUUUACAGACAGAAUUGCAAGGGUUUCCCUGUCCAAAGGAAGCACCUCCUGGUGCACUUCAGUUUGAGAAACAUGUACCUAGUUUAGUCAGUUUAUUGUGUACUGAACUAGGAAUAGAGAAAGAGCAGAUGUUGGAUUUUGAAUUGUGUUUGGCUGAUACUCAACCUGCAGCUAUUGGAGGUAUAUUUGAAGAAUUUAUCUUUGCACCCAGAUUAGAUAACCUACUUAAUGCUUACACUGCUGCUGAGGGACUUAUUGAAUCCUGUGAAGAUCAAUCACUUCAAGGUGAUACUAAUGUUCGACUCAUCUGUCUGUUUGAUAAUGAAGAGGCUGGAUCAGAGAGCGCUCAAGGAGCAGCAUCAACCCUUCAAGAACUUGUAUUAAGAAGGAUCAGUGCUGAAUCUAAAAACCCUACAGCUUUUGAAGAAUCCAUCCCUAAAUCUUAUAUGUUAUCUGCUGACCAGGCUCAUGCUAUACAUCCUAACUACUCUGAAAAGCAUGAAUCAAAUCAUCAACCAGGUUUUCAUAAGGGUAUUGUGAUCAAAUUUAAUGCAAAUCAGUGUUAUGCAUCAACAGCAAUAACCUCAACUAUAUUGCGUGAAAUUGCUAAGAGAGUUAAUGUGCCUUUACAGGAUUUUGUAGUGCGAAAUGAUUCUCCUUGUGGUUCUACUAUUGGUCCAAUCAUGUCAGCUAAACUUGGGAUACCCACCUUAGAUAUUGGAGCCCCACAACUUAGUAUGCAUUCUAUCAGAGAGAUGGGUUGUACUUCAUCAGUAUCCCAGGCUAUUAAUUUAUACAAGGGAUUUUUUCAACUGUACCCAGAAGUAUUUUCGUCCCUGAAGUUUUAACUCUUUUAAGAGAACAAAAAAACUUUAGCAACAUAUUGUGAUAUGAUACACUGGUAGAUAAUCAAAAUGAAUAGUAUGAAUAAAAUAUCAUCAUAAAAAAAUAGAAGAAUUUACUACGAUUUUUGAUGAAAUCCUUGAAAUUAUAUCAGUUAAUAAAGAAAAUUAUUUGUUGAUCCAUUGAUAUAUGCACAUACUUUUGAAAAUUUGUUAUAUUUAGUUGGUUAUAUUAAUAAUAUGGAUGAACCAGGUGCUGUCAAAAUUUAUUUUUCAAUUGUUUGUUGAUAACAAAAUUUCGAUAUAUUUCUACAUUUUGCAUACAUCCCAUUUUUUUCAUGAUCAUACAUAAUAAAAUUAAGGGUGCCAAAAGAAUUAUAAAGAAACCUCUAGAGAUGGCAAAAUUUACUCUGUGAUGCAGUAAUUAAUGUAAAAUUGAUUAUGAUCAUGGCUAUUUAUUUAAAGUAAUGACUUUAUAAGAUUUGAUGUAUUAUAUAUUUAGAAUUUAUUGUUAACUGAUUGAAGUACAUAAUCACAUUUGUUUUACAAUCAAAUGUAGGAUACCAGAAAUAAAUAAGGAAUUAAUCAAUUAUAGUGUUUAUUUGAAAAAAAAUUUUAUUGUAAGGUACAUAAGUCUGUCACUUUCUUGUGACCACGCUACUUAUCAGCAUUUUUUUUAAAUUCACAGGGUUUGUUCAUUGUACAUAAAAAGGGUUUGUGUUUCACAAUUUUUGGACAGUGGGACAUUUUAGUUAGGGUUAAAAGAGGUCAGAAUUCAGUCACAAGGCAGCAGGAGGUAGGGUCAAUAAUAAGCUUCAAUUCCCUUUAAUCGACAUCAGCUACAAAUAUUUCUUAUGUGGCAUAUGGUAUUCUAAAUAAUAUUUAUAAUUACCACCAAAAAAAAAGAAAGAAAAUUAGGCACACCCAAACGUCCCUGAAAAGAAUAAUUCAUGAUGUUUAAACAGCCUUUAUCAGGUUUAUAAAACGGUAUUUUAUAAUCAAUGUACAUGACAAGGAAUACUAGACCUACUAUUAAAAUUCUAAAUAAUUCAACCUCA
Molecule: messenger RNA, 2599 nt
Organism: Patella vulgata (common limpet)
Lineage: Eukaryota; Metazoa; Mollusca; Gastropoda; Patellidae
Product: aspartyl aminopeptidase
Exons: 15
Coding region: 168-1547 (459 amino acids)
Biological process (GO): proteolysis
Molecular function (GO): zinc ion binding; aminopeptidase activity
Source: RefSeq, a predicted model, not a curated record